This is a messenger RNA of Seminavis robusta, 1910 nucleotides long. Lineage: Eukaryota; Bacillariophyta; Bacillariophyceae; Naviculales; Naviculaceae. The record is from the annotation of a GenBank genome assembly.
CUCGAGCAGAAGUAUCGUGCUACUAUGGAUGUUUCGCUGAAGGAGCACCUCCAAGUUGUCUCAACGCUAGUCGCGAAUAAAACUCAACGCUGGUCGCGAAUAGAAUGACAAUGAGGAAUAGAAAAUCCGCAUGCAGUUGGAGGGAAGUUCCUGACAAGGAAAGGGAUGUACAUAGAUAGAUAUGCGAGUGCAAGGAAAUGAAGUGCACGAAGUGCACCAUGCAGCCAGAGGGAUCAGUUCUUAGACUGUCCAGUCCAAUAAGUACCGACUGGUAGAAGCAGAUUGACAUUAUGAAGCGGGCCAACACCCCCGUCAUUGGUGAUGGUUCAGCUUUUUCAUCCAACCCAGUUCACACUGCACAUCGUGAUGAUGCUUCACUCCAGCUAUUACCAUUGGCAACGUUGCCAACAGCAGCAGCAUCGUCCAAGCACCGAAAAAAGCGCGUGGCUCAAGUCAUUUCCCUCUGUUUCUAUCUGAUAUCGUGGGUGGCCAAUGGGGAAAUGCUGCAGACCAUUUCGAAUGGCAGUGAUAAACAUACCAAUGAUUCAAGAAGAAUGCCCGCCUACGACAAACCCUUUGCCAUUACGUGGUUUUCGUACAACUACAUGAUGCUGGGGAUGGUGCUAAUAAUGACACCAACCAUAAAACGACGAUCAUCAUCGCUGUUUACCUACAUGCAACGGGACUGGGCCGGUCGUUUGGGAUUGCCACGGGCCAUGGCAGUCUGUGCUCUAUUUGCCUUUGCGCUUCAGUUUCUCAAUGUCUUGUUGGUGGUCGGACUGGGUUGUGUUUCCGUCAGUCUUUCCAAUGCCGUGUACCAACUCCAGACCAUUUUUACCGUGGGCCUCUCGGUGUGGUGUUUACACGAUCAGUUUGUCAUGGCGGAAGCCUGCGGAAUAGUGCUCUCCAUUGUAGGCGUAUCUGUCAUUGUGAUCCCGCCACUGCUAUGGGCAGAGGACGAGGAGGAAUCCGAAUCCACGUCCUGUUCCAACAUCUGGGGAGGAGUCUUGGCCACGUUGCUGUCGGCUGCCCUGGGAGGAGGCUAUCUCGUGGCAUGGAGAGCGUUUGAAGAAGCGCGCUGUCCUGAUACUGGUACUAAUACUGGUUUAGAGGGCUUGGUGGAUACACAACUGACACUGGCCAUGAUGGGUGUGUGCAAUUUGACCUUGUGUUGGAUCAUCCUGCCCGUGGUCCAUGGGACAGGAGUAGAAGUACUGGCAUGGCCACCCUCGUGGUGGAUGUUGCAUUGGAAUGGCAUGAUUGAGUAUGCGUUUGAUGCUUCGUGUGCCGUGGCCAUUUACAUGACAUCUCCCGUGGUGGUGGCCAUUGUGUCUCCCUUGACGAUUCCCUUGGCCAUGUGGGCAGACUAUUAUUUGCUGGGUAAAACGUCAUCGUUGGGAAAUAAUGGCGGUGGUAGGGUUUGGCACAAUCUACUGGGAGUAGUGAUCAUUUUGAUGGGGGUGAUAUUGAUGGAGAUCAAGCCGGAUCUAUCUCAGUGGAUGCCAUCCAAAACUAGGUUAUUAGUACAAAAAGCUGGUGGGGGGUCCGGAACUCCGGGGGACAAGGAGGAGCAGGAGAUGAGCUCCUUGCUUGACAAGGGUGAGGGAGCAGAGAAGAAAGUCUAGCUAGCCAGCUAGCUAGCUAGUAGAUGGUUAUUAGCAAACCACCUCAUCCGCCAUGAUCAGAUCCUCGUUCUUCGACUGUGAAGUUUGCUUCCUGUGUACCAAACCGUACUGGUAGAUUGACGUAGUCUAGUACAUGUAGUACGGUUAGUAUAACGUCUCCACCUCACAAGAUCAAUGGUUUAGUUACCCAUUCCAAAGCCAGUAGCUGAGCCAAGUUUGUGUCCAUGUAAUUCCUAAUCCGGGGCUGGUCUUGAAAUGAGGAGUAGUAGAAGAGAGGAGAGAAGA